This is a messenger RNA of Lachancea dasiensis, 816 nucleotides long. The record is from the annotation of a GenBank genome assembly. Lineage: Eukaryota; Fungi; Ascomycota; Saccharomycetes; Saccharomycetales; Saccharomycetaceae.
AUGAAUUCAGUUUCCUUAGCAGGAAUAUUGCAGUACUUUCUCAUCUUUCUGCAAUUUGCGACUGCAGAUUUGAUAGUGACCAGACCCGAAGGGGGAGCUGAAUGGUCUAUACCUCCCAAUUCCCAUUCUUUGCAAAUUCAGGUUGCGUGGCAGGAUGUGGGACGACAGCCAGAUUUAGACACCGUGAGUCAAUAUGUCUUUACACUUUGCACCGGUACUAACGACAAAAUCCAAGCGGUUGCAACUCUGGAUACUGUAGCUGCCGGUGAUGUAGGCGGAUAUCAACACACAGUCUCUAUUGAUAGCAGUUUGGGCUCAAGUGGCAUGUAUUUUAUUCAGAUUGUAGCUGUUUCGUCUGAGUGGGUCACAAUACAUUACUCUGACAGGUUCACUAUCCGCGGGAUGCAAGGAAAUUUACCCGCGCUUGCGGUAAACAAUGCUCAGGGUCCACACCCGGAAACAAUGAAGAUCGGGCCAGAUGGGGCACCACCGCCCAUAAAUUCUGCGUCGUUUACCAUCCCAUAUACUUUACAAACUGGGUCUUAUCGUUUCGCCCCUAUGCAAACUCAACCAGGAACUAGCGUCAGUGCCACAGCUUGGUCCAGGCAGAAUCCAAGCAGCUCUUGCACAUUUUUCACAGCACUGACCAACAAGCCAGAGUGGCAUACUACCAUUACCGCAGGUUGGGAUUACACCAUCCAAACCCGUGUAAAUGACAUUCAUCCAAGACCAAUGCCGCAACACAACGGAGGAUGGUACAAGCCAGAUAAAAAGAUAACUUUGACGGCAAGAAAGGUUAAUAGGUUUAAUUACUAG